Messenger RNA from Terrapene triunguis (Three-toed box turtle), 1076 nucleotides. RefSeq names its product serpin B6-like. The record is from RefSeq and is a predicted model, not a curated record. Gene Ontology annotation, cellular component: cytoplasm. The transcript is spliced from 5 exons. Gene Ontology annotation, biological process: negative regulation of endopeptidase activity. NCBI's taxonomy places the organism in Eukaryota, Metazoa, Chordata, Testudines, Emydidae. The annotation marks the transcript as partial. Gene Ontology annotation, molecular function: serine-type endopeptidase inhibitor activity.
ACGUUUAAAUUUCUUGCAACAUUUAUAGACUCCUGCCAGAAAUUCUACCAUGCAGAGCUAGAACAACUUGACUUCUCUAGAGCUGCAGAAGAUUCCAGAAAACAUAUAAAUGCCUGGGUAGAAGAAAAAACUGAAGGUAAAAUCCAGAAUCUGUUGGCUCAGGGUGUUAUUGAUUCAAUGACCAGACUAGUCUUGGUGAAUGCCGUCUACUUCAAAGGCAACUGGGCGACCCAAUUCAACAAAGAUCGCACAGUGAAAGGGGAAUUUAAAAUUAACAAGCAUGAGACCAAACCAGUGCAGAUGAUGUUCAAGAAAGCUAAAUUUAACAUGAGCUACAUAGUAGACUUUCAGACCAAAAUCCUUGACCUCCCUUAUGUUGAUAAUGAGACUAGUAUGAUCAUCCUGCUUCCUGAUAAAAUCCAAGAUAAUUCCACUGGCCUGGAACAGCUGGAAAGAGAACUUACCUAUGAGAAAUUUAUAGAGUGGAUAAAUCCAGAAAUGAUGGACAAUAGUGAAGUGGAGGUGUGUUUACCCAGAUUUAAGUUGGAGCAAGCUUAUGAUCUGAAGCCUGUUCUGAAGAGCAUGGGAAUGGCUGAUGCAUUUGACGGAAACAAGGUGGAUUUAUCUGGAAUGUCAGCCAGCAAUGACCUAGUUCUGUCUGAGGUUGUUCACAAGUCCUUUGUGGAGGUAAACGAAGAAGGCACAGAGGCAGCAGCUGCUACUGCAGCAGUGAUCAAUAUGCGAUGUGCACUGAUUGUACCACGGUUCACUGCUGACCAUCCUUUCCUCUUUUUUAUCCGGCACAACAAAACUGGCAACAUUCUGUUCUAUGGCAGAUUUUGUUCCCCCUAAAAAGAAAAAAUGCAGCCAUUAACACAGUAAAGUUAUUUCCAUUUUACUAUCUUGGGAUUUUUUUUUGUACUCUAAGCAACAAGCUUUGUAUAGAUGCUGUACAUUACAUGGUGCAACCCUAAACACCCUUCUCUCUUGUGCCUGAAACAGCUUUUUGUAGUCCUCUAUUCAAAUUUAAGCAAUAGUUUUUUAAAUAACAGGAUCAUUUAAUAUCUUUUCCAAGU